Messenger RNA from Cuscuta campestris, 1338 nucleotides. The record is from the annotation of a GenBank genome assembly. Lineage: Eukaryota; Viridiplantae; Streptophyta; Magnoliopsida; Solanales; Convolvulaceae.
AUCAUAUCCAGCUUUGGCUCAUCCCAUCAACCAAAAGCUGCCCACCCUUCUACCUUUUUGAAAUGAUAGAUAUUUUUUUUAAAUAAAACAAAUACGUACAUUUUAAAAUGGAACCCUAACAAGAGAUGUCAUUCUUGCCUUUCAGGAACAGGCCGAUUACGAUCCAUGUUCUGCUCGUGGUAUAAGGGAAAUAAUGGACUUGUUUGGAUAUCUGUACUCGAAAGAUGGGUGUCUCUUGGGCUACCAAAAUUUGGGCAAUGUCUUCUCUGUGCGGCUAUAUUCAACAAGAUACCAUGUGUUUGCUAUGGAGGAUGGCAAAGUGUGCGCUCUAUUGUUUGGAUACAAUCUGGAGAUUCCAGCUCUGCGCGAGAAUCUGACAAUCAAAUGCCUUUCAACCCCUGUUAGGGUUCCAUUUCAGGUGCUUGCUGUAUCCAUCUUUAGUGUAGUGAAAUUGUGUGAUGCUGCUCGUGCACUGCAGGAUAAAGCACCAUGUAUGCCUCUUGCUGCUCGUCAUCGUCUUAGUGAUUAUAAAGAACAUGAGAGCGCAUUCCUGUCUCUUGAGAUUGAGAGCCAAUACAUCUUCCAGGCAGAAGACGGUCGUGGUUCUCUUCUUCGAGGGGCAUUCUUCCCCUAGACCCUUAACCACUUCACCUAAUUUUAUGUCGCCUGCCAUUUUCACUUCCAAUGCCAUGGAUUUUCAUUAUGUUUGCACUCUGUAUGGGUUGGGUUUUAUUUUAUGCUAUGUAUGCACACUUGGUUCUCUCCCUCUCCAUUUUAUUAGUAGUGUACUUGGUAUUUAAGCAAUUUAUGUUGUUACACUAAUUGAGCUUCUGAGGUUGAAAUAGAGUUUCAUGGCUAUGCUGCUUUAGUGAUAUUCAAAACACAACUGCAAAAAGUUUGUUGGAGAGAGAGAGAGAGAGAGAGUUUCCAUGAACUUUUCAAACAUUUUGUGUACUCAUGGUAUUAGUUAGUCAUGUAAUAAACAACUUUCAUGGCAAAUUAUAUGGUACAUCCAAUUAUAUCUUCCUUUAGGUGCAACCUGAUAUUUUUGUAAAUUGUACGAACUUUUUAUCCAAUGCUCAGAACAUAUAUGAGAACUAUUAUAUAUGACAAUGAGUACUAACAGAUUUGAGAAUGAGUACCAGCACUUAUGACAAUUAUCAAAUUCUUAUUCAAUACAAACAUUGGAUAAACUUGGGUUUUAAAUUCUCCAUGCUCAGAGAGUAUAAAUGAGUAGGAACGAAUCGAAUGGAGGAAGAAGUUGAUGAUGAUACUGAACUCUUUAAUUGUGAAAAAAUUGAACAAUACUUUAUUUCAGAAUGAACAUUUCCUUAUUUG